Molecule: messenger RNA, 2838 nt
Organism: Chara braunii
Lineage: Eukaryota; Viridiplantae; Streptophyta; Charophyceae; Charales; Characeae
Source: the annotation of a GenBank genome assembly
GUGGCCGUAUGUUUCCAGUGUGUUUUGUCAGCCAUUAUCAUUCAAGCUGUCAUCAGCUUGGUCGAUAUUCACGCGCUGAAGCACAUCUGGCAGACGGACAAGCUGGACUUUGUGGCACUCUUGGGUGCCUUCUUUGGUGUCAUAUUCAUCAGUGUGGAGUAUGGCCUCCUCAUUGCUGACCUUCUCGACCACUUCAGCAUCCCUCCCUGAUGAUAAUAAUGAUGUCUCUCUGCAAGUACCACAUGGGUGCCCCCGAGCUCCAGCAUCAAAGCUUGGCUGUGGAGGUUGGCGCCUGGCUUCCUUCAGCCUCCUUAUGUGAACCGCAGCUCCGGUAUCACCAGCGCCAACAGAUUCCAAACACAAAGAUCUUCCGGAAUGUGCUGCAGUACCCGAAUGCAACAAUGACACCAGGCGUCCUCCUUGUUCGAGUGGACUCGAGUCUUUACUUCUUUAAUUGUCAGUACAUCGUCGAGAGGGUGAGAGAGUUGAUUGUGGAGUCACUCGAGCAGGCAAAGAAGACAGAUAACGAGCAAGCACCUGUGGAGUUUGUUGUUUUGGAGAUGUCGCCUGUCGUCGACAUUGAUGUCACUGGAAUCGUUGCGCUGAAUGACCUCAAGGCAACCCUCAAACACUGGAAUAUUCAGCUGGCACUUGCAAAUCCAAACCACACGGUCCUGGGAAAGCUGAACCAGAGCAAAUUCAUUGAAAAGCUGGGCACAGAAUGGCUGUUUGUGAGUGCAUCUGAGGCAGAGAGGACGGUUUCACGGCUUAGAAAAGCACCAUCUGCUCCAAAAGCCCCUACUUCCGUAAGAAAGGUUUCUAAUACUGCAUGAGAAGAACAAGCACGGCAAUGACUGAGAGUGACAAGGGAAGGAGAGUCCAAUGCGGCUCAGGAACCCAGGAUUGGGUUACAAGGUCAAUCGUUGGAUGCAAGUGGAAACUCCUCGUAAUUGGGAAUUAUCGCCCGGAUCGAUAUGCUGAUUAUCCGGCAGACAGUGGAAAACGCAUAGUCUGCAGAUGGAAGCAUCAAAGUAGGAGGGCAUCUCAGGGGCAGUGGCAGUAUGGUGGAACGGGACGUUGAACACCUCCCUUGACUGCUGGUGUGGUCCACCCAUCGCAACAGGUAUGUGGUGAAGUUUGGAGGGUAACAACUACUUUUAUGGUCAAUUAAUAUCAUCAUCGUUCAUUCAGUUAUCUGUGGCCUGCGGGAUUCGGUGACGAUGUGGAGGCGAGGGCUAUCAUCAUCAUCAGCAGCAGCAGCAGCAGCAGCAUCAACAUCAGCAUCAGCAUCAGCCAUUCAGCAUCAUCUUCUUCUUCUCCUAUAUGGGGUUAGAAAGAGGGAAGGGUGGAGGUAGGGGAGAUGGGGCGAGAAGGGAGGAGGGUGGCUUACGGUGGGCUUUGCGGUUCAUAUGGAAGUGUACCGUGGGGUGGAGGGAUAGAAUUCCCUCCAGUGAGGGGAUCGACUUUAAUUCUGUGGAAUUGAAGUCUUGAGAUAAUAUUAAAAUUUAUUAGAAUUUGAAAGGAAGUUUGAGCUCAGGGAUUUUCCGUGUGCUCAAUUUGUGGGAAACCUGUCUUUUAUAAUCUUUUUAGAUAUUCUACUAUAACAAUUUUAGGUAUUCUACUACUUUUCUGAUGAUAACUGAAUCUCGUUGUCAUUUUGGAAUUACUGGUUGCUACUUUUCUGAUGAUAACUGAAUCUCGUUGUUAUUUUGGAAUUACUGGUUGAAGGUCUUUGGGGAUAUUCUACCAAUUAUAUUCUCAUAUAAUUUUAGGUUUCAACAACUUUCACGUUAUGUAAUAAGGAAUAAGCAUGGUAUAGUUUCUGACCUUGCUUUUCAUCAUCAUUUUCUUCAUCAAAGUUUAAAAUCUUGGUAAAUGGGGAUGGUGGAGCCGUUUUCCAGCUUUUAGCGGGUGUGAUGUCUCGUAAGCCGAACCGGGGUAAGGGCCCCGGUAUCAUCGGUUGUAUAUUGGGCCCUUUUUCUUAGGAAAAAAGGGGAUUAAGAGAGGAAUGCAGGUUGUUUACCAGAAGAACAAGGAAGAACGCAAGCGAAAUGUAUAGUCUGCAAUUAGUACUCAAAUCGCAGUCCAUUCAGCUGCAUUGCUUAAUUGGUAGACAGACUGCUUAUACACGAGCUGUCAAAGCAGUUAAAACUUCAAACUUGUAGGUCAUUCCCUUUUUAAUUGAUUAAUGAUUAAUUCAGUUUAAUUGUAAAGUUGUAAGUUGUGACCCAUAGGAUUGUCUUGCCUGCUCAUAUACCCCUACACAUGUGAAAGAUGGUCGGCCAUGGGCUCGAUCCCGAUAAGAUGCUCCGCGCCAAGCGGCGAGGUCUGUGGUCAUCUACUCUGCUCGAGGUCUGUGGACAUCUACUCUGCUCGAUAUAAAUCGUCGGAUGGUGGGAUUCAGUAGCUGAGCCUCAUCAACAAGAUGAAAUCUGUCGACAUUCGUAGUGUUCCUGCUAUGUUAAUCGUUGAUCUGAAAUGAAUCGAGAGUUGUCUAUCGCCAUUGGCCCUUUGGGUACUCGGCAUGGCAAAUGACAAGAAAUGUUUUCUGUCGUCGUCAUUUGUGUGUUUGUGUGUCAUUUCUUUUGUCUGUCGCGGGUUGCAAAAUGAAUUAAAAAAAAAAAAGGAUGGAAAACUGCUCUUCCAACUCCUUAGUGUGUUACGAUUUUCAAAAAAGCAUGCCUCCUUUUCUUUUCUGUAUGUAUCUGGCAUUCUUUUACGGAUGAGGUCAUUUCAAGAACCUAGUUUUAUGGUAUGAUCCAGCCGGGUAAUGGUCAAAGCCUCCACGUUCAGAAUCUGAAUGCAUUGAAGCGCGUUCAAUGAACGUGCGUGAACAAG